AUGGUGCUCGCAAAGUCAAAGAAGGCCGUAGGCCUGGGAAACAGUCUCAUGAACGACCGUUUUGGCAAGGGCAAAGGCGCUGAUAUGCGCCGCGGUACCUUUCAGACCGGUAUUGAGCGGACAAACCACCAGACGGGUGAGAAGUACAUCACCAACGACAAGAAAGAGGCAUCAUGGGUGAAGAUGCGCUCCGUCACCGAGCAGGGCGACCUCGACGAGUUUCUGGAGACCGCAGAGCUGGCCGGCACCGACUUCACCGCAGAGAAGAUGAACAAUGUCAAGAUCAUCCACAAGGACCAGAAGAACCCAUACCUGCUGUCCGCCAACGAAGAGCGUAACGUUGUCAAGAGGCAGAAGGAGAACAGGCACAAGCUGACAGUCCCGCGCCGACCGAAAUGGGACUCGAACACCACACCGCAGCAGUUGGACACACGCGAGAGGGAAGCAAUGUUGCAGUGGAGGCGCGGUCUUGCCGAACUCACAGAGAACAACGACCUUCUCACAACACCGUUCGAGCGCAACCUCGAGGUUUGGAGGCAAUUGUGGCGUGUCAUCGAGAGGUCAGACCUGGUCGUCCAGAUUGUAGACGCUCGAAACCCGCUUCUGUUCAGAUCCGAGGAUUUGGAGGUUUACGUCAAGGAGGUCGACUCCAAGAAGAACAACCUGCUGCUAGUCAACAAGGCGGAUAUGAUGACACUGGGGCAGCGCACGGCCUGGGCUGACUACUUUGAGGAGAAUGGCAUCAACUACAAGUUCUUCUCGGCUGAGUUGGCCAAGGAGAUGAACGAGCUGAGGGAUCUGGCUGAAGAGCCUUCUGAGUCGGACGAGGAUGAAGAAGAGGACGAGGAAGAUGAAGACGAAGAGGACGUCGAGGACGAGGCCGAUGAUCUCGCCAAGGAAGCAGAGAAGAUCAAUCUGCAAGAUAAGAAAGAAGAGAAGGAGAAGUGGGUAGACGAGGAGACAGUCGACACACCUGGCGAGGGCGUUCAGCUGGCAGACGGAGACGAGCGAACCCGAAUACUUACCACUGACGAGCUUGAGGCGCUGUUCCUUGAACAUGCGCCCGAGAUCGAUACCGGACCAGACAGCCCGCCUCGCAAAACUUCGAUUGGUCUCGUAGGUUACCCCAACGUUGGUAAAUCGUCCACAAUCAACGCUCUCAUUGGCGCAAAGAAAGUGUCUGUCUCAGCCACACCAGGAAAGACCAAGCAUUUCCAGACCAUCCACCUCAGCGACAAGGUCGUUCUUUGCGAUUGUCCUGGUCUGGUUUUCCCCAGUUUCGCGGCGACCAAGGCUGAGCUCGUCUGUGCUGGUGUCCUCCCCAUCGAUCAGCUCCGAGAAAUCACCGGUCCCGGUGGCCUUGUCGCACAGCGUAUCCCGCAACCUUUCCUCGAGGCCAUUUAUGGUAUGAAGAUCGAUGUCCGCCCGCUUGAGGAAGGCGGCACUGGUACACCCACAUCAGACGAGGUUCUGCGCGCCUACGCUAUUGCGCGUGGAUUCCAAACACAAGGUCUCGGUCAGCCAGACGAGUCGCGCGCCGCACGUUACAUCCUCAAAGAUUACGUCAAGGGCAAGCUGCUCUUCUGUCACCCGCCUCCCCGGGAUCCACCGAUUGAUGCGAAGCACUUCAACCGCGAGCUCUACGAUGCCGCGCAUCUGCCCGAGAAGCGCCGCGCGCGUCUUGCGCUCAUGACAGAGGCUGCUGAAGCAGAGUCGCUGAUGGACGAUGAUGAGUUCGGUCUCGCUCCCAGGACGGGCGAGAAGUCGCAGCGUAUGGACAAGAAGUUCUUCGGCCCUGGACAGGGCAAGGCGCACGUUAACAAGCCGUUCAACUACCAGUAUAGCGAGCAGGGAAAGGAGCUGAGCGGCAGGAAAUUGAAGACGAUGACCGCACUCAACAUGGACGUCGACCCGACGGACCUGAGAUUGAACAGCAAGAAGCACUUCAAGGGAAACAAGAGGAGAGCGAAGAAGGUGCGAUCAGAAUACGAGUAG
Molecule: messenger RNA, 1995 nt
Organism: Didymella exigua CBS 183.55
Lineage: Eukaryota; Fungi; Ascomycota; Dothideomycetes; Pleosporales; Didymellaceae
Product: P-loop containing nucleoside triphosphate hydrolase protein
Exons: 2
Coding region: 1-1995 (664 amino acids)
Biological process (GO): ribosomal subunit export from nucleus
Cellular component (GO): cytosol
Molecular function (GO): GTPase activity; GTP binding
Source: RefSeq, a predicted model, not a curated record